AUGCAGAGCAUCGCCGCGAAGCUCGACGACGCGUCCGAGUGCAGCAUGCGCCGUCUCACCGCGCGCCUCGAGGACCAGUCCAGAUCCGCGCGCACGGCGCAGUGGCCCGAUCCCGGGCGAGGCAUCGCCGAGGUGGUCCGUGGCGCCCUCAAGGAGAACCAGGCGCCGAAGGGCUACUGCCCUUGGGGCGGCCGGCCCAACGGGGGCCACAAGGAGGGCCGCUCCCUGCAGGAGCCGCUGGUGCGUACGCCCGAGAAGCUGCCUCGACGCUUCGCCGCCGCUGCGCCGCUGCCCUUCUCCGCGAGGACCUGCCUGACCCUCGGCUCCAGGCCGGAGCCCGUUGGCUCGGCGGAGCCUGCCGGCGAGCCCAGCGCACCGCUGAAGCAGCGGCUGGUCAGCAGGAAGCAGAUCGCGAGCGAGGCUGCGGGCUCACAGGGGGUCCAGGCGCAUCUCGACGCCGCCGGCCCCGAGCUGCCGUCGCCACGCCGUGGCGCCGUCGACGCCGGGGCGCCAGCGGCAGCCGUGCCGGGCGCGCGCUGCGGCGAGGCUCCCGGCGCCUACAGCUACGAGGCCCUGGCGGACGAGGACUGCCCCAGCGCCAAGCGCGCGCGCACUGGCGGCUGGCUGCCGAAUCCCCUGCGGGGGCUCUACGCCGCCCUCGGCGGUGCCACCGCUGGGGCCGAAUCGGGCGAUGCCGAUGCCGGCACGCCCGCGGCCGCGGGGCCAGUCGUGGAGGCCAAGGGCCGAGCGGCACCGCCCAGCGCCCCGCCCGCCGCCGCUGGCGCGGGCUCGUGUCUGGCUACAGCGCGCGGCAUCGGUGGGGAGAUACCGGGCCGCCUGAUGGAGGAGAUGGUGCGCGAGCAGCAGGCUGCCGCGUCCCUGGUGUUGUCUCCGGUACGAGGCGGAGACGACGUCGAGGGCCAGAAGAGCCAGCGCUGGGGGUGGCGCUGGUGA
Prorocentrum cordatum is the source of this 954-nucleotide messenger RNA. Lineage: Eukaryota; Dinophyceae; Prorocentrales; Prorocentraceae. The record is from the annotation of a GenBank genome assembly.